Molecule: messenger RNA, 1915 nt
Organism: Ictalurus punctatus (channel catfish)
Lineage: Eukaryota; Metazoa; Chordata; Actinopteri; Siluriformes; Ictaluridae
Gene: dhrs7cb
Product: dehydrogenase/reductase (SDR family) member 7Cb
Exons: 7
Coding region: 161-1105 (314 amino acids)
Biological process (GO): regulation of release of sequestered calcium ion into cytosol by sarcoplasmic reticulum
Cellular component (GO): sarcoplasmic reticulum membrane
Molecular function (GO): all-trans-retinol dehydrogenase (NAD+) activity
Source: RefSeq, a predicted model, not a curated record
CUAUUAAAAGACCCCGGAUCCCAACAGGCUCUUCGUGGUGCUGGUCAGAGUGAGAGCCUGGGGUCUGUGAAUGGACGAGGAGAAGAAAGGGUUUAAAGCUGGUUACCUAACAGGAAAACCUUUGACUUUUCUUCUGGGGGCUUAACUCCUCAUAUGCACUAUGGCUGUCCCAUCUGUGAUGGUAUUGCCCUUGCUGGUGGUGGUGUUCGCUGGAAUCUACUACUUUUACCACGAGAUCAUCCACUUCAUGUCCAAGUCCAUAGUGCAGAACAAAGUGGUGGUGAUUACAGAUGCCGUAUCUGCAAUGGGAAAUGAGUGUGCCAGGCUGCUGCAUGAAGGUGGUGCCCAGUUGGUGUUGUGUGGACCUAACUGGGAUAAGCUGGAGUCUCUCCAAGACUCACUGUGCAGUGACUCAGACCCCAGUAAAACCUUUCCACCCAAGUUGGUGUUGCUGGACUUCAGUGAUAUAGACAGAAUGGAGGAUGUGAUUACAGAGAUCAGCGAAUGCUACGGCUACGUGGAUGUGCUCAUAUGUAACGGCAGCAUGAAGGUCAAAGCCCCAGUACAGAGCCUUUCACUGGAGAUGGACAAAAUCAUCAUGGACGUCAACUACUUUGGGCCUGUCACUUUGGCAAAGGGUAUUCUGCCGUUAAUGAUUGCCAGGAGGACAGGUCAUUUCGUAAUCGUCAACAGCAUCCAAGGGAGACUUGCUGUCCCGUUUCGCACCUCCUUCUCUGCCUCCAAGCAUGCAGUGCAGGCCUUUUUCGACUGUCUGAGAGCAGAAGUGGAGGAGUACGGCAUCUCUGUCAGUACAAUCAACCACACGUUCAUCAACGCUUCAGCCCAGGAAGCCACCCCCUCCCUGUCUCAGCCCACCAACGCCCUGUGGGCAUAUAUUUUAAGCAAGUUUACCACUCACGGUGUGAGCCCUAAAUCCCUGGCGUAUGAGGUUGUGCGAGUGGUGAACCGCAAGAGGAGAGAGGUGCUCCUGGCUCACCCCAUCCCCUGGGUAGCUCUCUACAUCCGCUCACUCAUGCCCAGCUUCUUCUUUUCUGUGGUGGCAGCGGGGGUGAAGGAUGCGGCUAUGAAUCAGCAGCUGAAAUAGAUCCAUACAUCACAUGCUAGUGAACGACUGAGGGACUUCUGCUGUUCCUCUAACAAUGUGUCAUUAGAACAUGCUUUGAGCUAUAAUUCUCGCAUUGAUGUAUGACCUCUGAUGCAAUACAGGAACAGUGGCUUGUGAUUUGGAGGACAAUGUUUCAGGGCUUAGUCCAAGCGAUGACCUAUUUGCUUUAUUUGGCUGGUAAAACAUUACAUGCGCUGUAGUGUCUGCUCUAAAUAUCUUGGCAUAUGCGCUAGAUUUUCCAUUAUUUUUUUUGUUACUAAACAUAGCAAUUUGUGCCAUGGUAUGGGGAGAAUAGAUUUCGGUCUCGUAUUCAUUCACAUUCUUUUGGCACUGAGUAAGAUCUUCAUGUUUGUCUUCUAUGCCUUGUAGCUCAUUUUGGUUUUGGAAAGUUUCAUCAGUAACACACACACACACACACACACACACACACACACACACACACACACACACUUUAGUCUAAUAUUUGCCUUCAGCUGCCUGCUGACGUGGGAGCAGUUGUCAAGCUGGUGAAGAUAAGCUUCUUCACUUUCAGGCCUUAAAAACAAAACACAUUUCACACAGUUGCUGAAUCCUGCAGAUGGCGCUAGAGGACUUUUAUGCUGCAACACCGGGACAAGCAAAUUACUGCCACCUACUGAACAUUGCUCGCUGAUAACCAGUUCACUCAUGUACAGUACACUCUAUGCUUUGCUAUGUGUUGUCAUACUGUAUGAUCCUUGUGAUGUGCUUUCUUUCAUGCAAUAAUAAUAAUAAUAAUAAUAAUAAUAAUAAAAACAACAAUAAAGUUUA